CUCAACACCACCCACGCACCAACCAAAUCUCUCCACGCCCAUAUCUGACCCACAAGACAUCUCACUUUGGUGGACACGACCAUGAUCCCCACCCUGCCCCUCCUCUCCCGCACAACCUACCGCGGUUCCUCCGGUUCCGGUCCAGGCCGCACAGCUCUCAACUCCCUCUCCUCCUCUCGCUCAUCCCCCGACUCACGACGCAGUAACGCCCCUUCGGCCAGUAUAGUCUUCCACCGCUCCCAGCGCGGUCUCUACGACGGGGCGACGUUGCAAUCGGGCCAUUCAACUUCAGACUCGAGGCAAAAGACGAAGCGUACUUUUAGGCCGAAUGUUCAGACGAAGAAGUUGAGGAGUGAGCUGUUGGGCCGGACCAUCGAGGUUAGGACUACAGGAAGGGCUUUGAGGACGAUUGAGAAGAAAGGGGGAUUGGAUGAAUAUCUUGCUACGAGUCAAGAGUGGAAGUUGGGGAUGUUUGGGGUGGGAUUGAGGGCACAGGUUGCUAGGGCUUUUGCGAGGAAGGAGGGGAAGAUGGUGGGGUCACAACGAGGUGGCGUAGAGGGUGGAUGGGCGGGAGAAGUACCAGAGGGAUGAGCACGCCGGUCGUACGUGCCCUUGAGUCCAUCUCUUGACCAGGUGGCGGCAACAACAACAACACACUACUUGAGAUGAGGGUCCUGCCUUUGAGCGACGAUCUCUCUCUCUCUCUCGCUCCGUCUCUGAGGGAGACGAUUGUACUUGUAAUACCAACCAGCAUACAGCGUGUCCACGCGCACGCAGCAUUAUCAUCUUUCCCACUGUCCC
Jaminaea rosea is the source of this 801-nucleotide messenger RNA. RefSeq lists its product as hypothetical. Gene Ontology annotation, cellular component: mitochondrial large ribosomal subunit. The transcript has a single exon. Gene Ontology annotation, molecular function: structural constituent of ribosome. NCBI's taxonomy places the organism in Eukaryota, Fungi, Basidiomycota, Exobasidiomycetes, Microstromatales. The record is from RefSeq and is a predicted model, not a curated record. The coding region runs from base 82 to 591 and encodes 169 amino acids.